This is a messenger RNA of Phaeoacremonium minimum UCRPA7, 981 nucleotides long. Its product is annotated as putative phytanoyl- dioxygenase family protein. NCBI's taxonomy places the organism in Eukaryota, Fungi, Ascomycota, Sordariomycetes, Togniniales, Togniniaceae. The transcript has 3 exons. Bases 1 to 981 code for a protein of 326 amino acids. The record is from RefSeq and is a predicted model, not a curated record.
AUGGCCACCGUGGUAGAAGUCCCGGCCACAUUCGCCAUGGCCAAUGUACCUGCUGGCCUAACUGACCUCACCGGCUCCGACUUGAAAGGUCCCUCUUCCCCUUUGCCCCCUGUGUUGGAAUUCGACGCAGGCAAAUGCACCUCGGACGAGUUAAUUGCUGCUUUGAAACUCUCCGGCGGAGUCAUAAUCCGUAACUUUCUCAAUAAGACAGAGAUCGCCACGAUUGAGGCCGAUGUUCGUCCUUGGCUAGAUAAAGACAAGCACUGGGAUGGGGAUUUCUUUCCCAAGGAAACUCGCCGUGCGUUUGGGCUUGUCGGAAAGUCCAAGACAUUCGCCCUGCGAGUCGUAGGGCACGAACUAUGGCUAGAAGUUUGCGACGCUCUUCUAACAAGCGAGCUGAAGGGUAAUUGGGAGACAAGUAUCGCCCAGCCGCAGCUCAAUAACACAGUUGUAUUCAGCAUCGGCCCUGGAGCAAAGAACCAGGUUCUGCAUAGGGAUGAUCAAGUCCAUCACCAGUACCUGCCCGCCGUGGUGUCCCACGAACAGGGCCGAGAUGCAGGCAUCGGUCUCUUCGUGGCCGGAAAGAAGGCUACUCGCCAAAAUGGGGCUACAAGAUUCAUCCCAGGAUCACAUCUUUGGGACUACUCAGAGGGUCCGCCACGCGAAGACCAGACAUACCAUGCGGAGCUGAACCCCGGGGAUGCUUUUAUGAUGCUUUCCGGCUGUUUCCAUGGCGGUAGCGCCAACAAAACCGCCGACGAAGAGCGACUGUUGUUCUCGUGCUUCUAUACGCGGAGUUGGAUGCGUCAGGAGGAGAACCAGUACCUUGCCAAUGACAUUGAGAAGAUCAAGGAACUGCCGCUGUGGUUGCAGGAGCGGAUUGGCUGGUCUGUUUCGAGGCCGUUCCUUGGGUGGGUGGACCUGAACGAUCCGAUGAGGAUUCUACGUCCAGAGCUGGAGUCGCAUAAGGAUCUGAUUUGA